Carassius carassius (crucian carp) is the source of this 2491-nucleotide messenger RNA. RefSeq names its product UDP-N-acetyl-alpha-D-galactosamine:polypeptide N-acetylgalactosaminyltransferase 2 (gene galnt2). The transcript is spliced from 16 exons. Lineage: Eukaryota; Metazoa; Chordata; Actinopteri; Cypriniformes; Cyprinidae. Gene Ontology annotation, cellular component: Golgi apparatus. The record is from RefSeq and is a predicted model, not a curated record. The coding region runs from base 153 to 1850 and encodes 565 amino acids.
UUCUUCCUCUACCCAACCACUAGUGCUGCUGGUGAUUUCGUGUUAGUUGGGCGCUGUAGCCACAGCGAGACGCAGAACGAGGACGUCAGUGGCUUUUCACGGCACAAACCCCGAGUCAGCCACUGCAUUAUAUCCCAUCCAAAAUCACAGCAAUGCGCAGGAAAUCUAGGGUAUUACUAUGUUUCGCUGUGCUUUGGUUUCUAGGCAUAGCGUAUUAUUUCUAUUCGGGGACAACGCUGAGUCGAAAGGAUGAUUGGAGUGGCAUUAAUUCGAACAGAAUUCAAUCACACAGCAAUGCAGAUGACAAAGCCCACAGCCUAGAGACCCUUCCUCCAGGGAAGGUUAGGUGGCAGGACUUUGACCAGGACCUGUACGUGGGAGCUACAGUGGUGAGGCCAGGGCAGGAUCCCUAUGCCCGCAACAAGUUCAACCAGGUUGAGAGUGACAAACUCAGAAUGGACCGCAGUGUCCCUGACACCAGACAUGACCAUUGUCGUCACAAACAGUGGAGGACAGAUCUUCCUGCUUCCAGUGUGGUUAUCACUUUCCACAAUGAGGCCCGUUCAGCCCUGCUGCGCACUGUGGUCAGUGUGCUGAAGAAGAGUCCUCCUCAUCUGGUCAAAGAGAUCAUCUUGGUGGACGACUACAGUGACAACCCUGAAGACGGUGCCUUACUUGGGAAAAUGGAGAAAAUCAGAGUCCUACGGAACGAUCGUCGAGAGGGCUUGAUGCGAUCCCGAGUCAGAGGGGCGGAUGCAGCCACGGCCAGUGUACUAACCUUCCUUGACAGCCACUGCGAGUGUAAUGAACACUGGUUGGAGCCCCUGCUAGAAAGGGUUGCUGAGGAUAAGACUCGGGUUGUGUCACCCAUCAUAGAUGUCAUUAACAUGGACAAUUUCCAGUAUGUGGGGGCAUCUGCAGAUCUUAAAGGAGGUUUUGAUUGGAAUCUAGUUUUUAAAUGGGACUACAUGACCCUGGAACAAAGACGAGCACGGCAGGGAAACCCCAUCGCUCCUAUCAAGACUCCCAUGAUUGCUGGUGGCCUCUUUGUAAUGGACAAGAACUACUUUGAGGAGCUGGGCAAGUAUGACAUGAUGAUGGACGUGUGGGGCGGUGAGAAUCUUGAGAUCUCCUUCCGGGUCUGGCAGUGCGGAGGCGGUCUGGAGAUCAUUCCCUGCAGUCGAGUGGGUCACGUCUUCAGAAAACAGCAUCCCUACACUUUCCCAGGGGGCAGCGGCACUGUCUUUGCCAGGAACACGAGGCGAGCGGCAGAGGUGUGGAUGGAUGAUUUUAAGAACUUCUACUACGCUGCUGUGCCCUCAGCCCGUAAUGUGCCCUAUGGCAACAUUCAGAGCCGGCUGGAAAUGAAGAAGAGGUUGGGCUGCAAACCGUUUAAAUGGUACCUGGAGAACGUCUAUCCUGAGCUACGGGUCCCUGAUCAUCAGGACAUAGCCUUUGGAGCACUGCAGCAGGGUCAGAACUGUCUGGACACACUGGGACACUUUGCUGACGGCGUGGUGGGGGUGUAUGAGUGCCACAAUGCAGGGGGCAAUCAGGUACCAAUCCGACCUCAGGAAUGGGCCCUGACUAAAGACAAAUCAGUCAAACACAUGGACCUGUGCCUGACGGUGGUGGAUCGCACCGCUGGCUCACAGAUCAAACUGCAGGGCUGCAGGGAGAACGACAGCAGACAGAAAUGGGAGCAGAUUGACAACAACUCCAAACUGCGGCAUGUGGGCAGCAAUCUGUGCCUGGACAGCCGGAGCUCGCGGAGCGGUGGUCUGACGGUGGAAGUGUGCAGCCCGUCGCUCACCCAGCAGUGGAAGUUCACUCUCAACCUCCAGCCGUAGCUUGACACGCCGAUCCCAGCCCUCCCCUUCUCGCACUCGGACAGCCUGUGCUGGGCACGCACUCGCCCCUCAGAGAUAAUCGCUGCCCGGACACAGACUCGGGGCCGCCACGGUGCGGUCUGGUGGUCCUCGAGGGCCACGGGGCAAUGAAAACACAAACAAGAUGAUGACUAUUUCCAUCUAACUAUAUACCUCACUGUUUCAUCUGUUGUCCAGCUUUUGGAAAAUGAAUCUUAAGUGUCUAAACUGUAUCGAAACCAUCUUUGGGAUUUUAUUUUCUUCGUUUUCUAAUGCAAAGGAUCAAUUUUUCGUUUUUCUUAAUUUUUGCCUUUUUGGGUCUCGUUUUCUUGAAUUCCGGGCCCUUUUUUUUUUUUUUUUUUUUUUUUACAAUGGACAUCCAUUGUUCUUUUUAUUUUUUUUGUCGCGAUUUCAAUCUUGUUGAAUGUAAAUGACAUUUUCAUGGAGGCUCCCUUUCUGAGCUGUGAUUGGUGACUGGAUUUUAGUUUGGGUUUGGUUUGUGGGCUCAUGGGAUUGAGGGCAGGACUCAUUUGUUGUGCACACCAUCACAGACACACUUUGAGGAGGACAGUGGCAACCUCGUGUUUUUCGUCUCUCGGUGCUCACUCAAAAAGAGCGGGGGG